Messenger RNA from Physella acuta, 986 nucleotides. RefSeq names its product kappaPI-actitoxin-Avd3e-like. NCBI's taxonomy places the organism in Eukaryota, Metazoa, Mollusca, Gastropoda, Physidae. The record is from RefSeq and is a predicted model, not a curated record. Gene Ontology annotation, molecular function: serine-type endopeptidase inhibitor activity.
UAUAAACACUUGCAUUUCAACACGUCACAAGACCAAGUCCAGUUGAGGAAUUCAUCAAUACAUCAUCAACACAUCAGACCCCAGACUCUAGCCAGAAAUAUUCCAGCAGUUGCCAGAUCAAAUGUCUCCUAAACUUUUUAUUCUCUGCCUUAUGGCAAUGCUGGUCAAAAAUUCUAUUCCAGAGAACAGUUACACUUGUCAUCUACAAAAGAUUGUAGGGCCGUGUAGGGCAAAACUACCCAGAUACUACUAUAAUAUGGAAUCGGGCCGCUGCGAAAAAUUUCAUUACGGCGGCUGUGGAGGGAAUGGAAAUAAUUUCAGAAACAGGAAGCAGUGCGAGUUUGUCUGUGAAUCCAUCGACCCUAUCUGCUCGCUUCCACCGGACGAAGGAGAAUGUGAAGCCAGUUUUGAGGCUUAUUACUAUGACGAGGAAUCCAGAAAGUGCAAGCAAUUUAUCUACGGCGGCUGUGACGGAAAUGAGAAUAGGUUUGACAGCAAACAAGAAUGCGAAGAAUUCUGCGUCAGGACAAACAAAAUUUGAUUGAGCUUGAUUUGGAAAAUCACACAACUGAAACUAAUGUACUAAUAAAUUAAUCAAAGAAACAAUAUGUGAAAUUUUAUUGUAUUCAUAUUUUUAUAGAAAUAUUAUCUUAUUUUAACUACUUUAAAAAUGCAUCAAUUAAUUUUAAAAAUAGGCAUCAAAACCACCAGGUAGCCUUCCAUAAACUAGACUAGUCCCUUGCAUAUUGCUAUACCGAGAUUUUAUUCUUCAAACAACUCUUCAGAGAGGCAUACAUCUGAACAACGAUACCACGCGACUUACACAACACAUUAAUGCAGCGCAUCAAAACAUGAACAGGAAAUUGUCGUUUUUUUCAGUCUAAUAUAAUAAUGCAGGACAACACAACGUAUAUCACAGUGCCAUGGAUUUGACAAUACUAGGUCUGAUAAUAAACAAAAUUAGAGAGUUAAAUUAAUAGAUAUAA